Messenger RNA from Arctia plantaginis, 1014 nucleotides. NCBI's taxonomy places the organism in Eukaryota, Metazoa, Arthropoda, Insecta, Lepidoptera, Erebidae. The record is from the annotation of a GenBank genome assembly.
AUGUUAUUAAUUGUGUUUAUUAUUUCUCUUCAAAUUUCUCUUUCGUUUAAUAAAGAAUCUGGAUGUGGAUGUAACGUCAAUCGGGCAAGAGAUGAAAAGCAGAGUCAGGGAAGUAUGUUUAGUGGUUCAAAUAGUUAUAUGGAUCAGUCUUCUGAAUGUUAUAGUGAUGAAACAUGUAGUACCCUGGAGGAAAAGAACCAAGAAGAUAGAAUGGUCCUUAUUUCCGCUGGAAAGUAUCAAUUUGGAACGGAUGACAUAGCCAUUGAAAAUGAUAAAGAAGGGCCAAAACGGAUGAUAACUUUAAAUAGUUUUUAUUUAGACAAAUAUGAAGUUUCGAACAAAGAUUUUGAAAAUUUUGUUGUUUCUACUAAUUAUAAGACUGAAGCUGAACAAUUUGGAGAUAGUUUUGUAUUCACUUCAUUUUUAAAUACAACAUUUAAAGAACAGCUAAAUGAUUUUCGUGUUGUGCAAGCUGUCUGGUGGUACAAGGUGUUUGGUGCUGAUUGGAAACACCCAUACGGACCUGACUCUAACAUUAAAGAUAUCAUGGAUCAUCCUGUUGUCCAUGUCUCUUGGAGAGAUGCUCAAGUAUAUUGUAAAUGGAGAGGUGGCCGUUUACCUACUGAGGCUGAAUGGGAAGCCGGUUGUCGGGGUGGACAUCAAAAUACAAAAUAUCCUUGGGGAGAUAAACUGUUUCCUGAACGAAAGCACAUGGCUAACAUUUGGCAAGGUAACUUCCCUGCUCAUAAUUCUGCUAAGGAUGGCUAUGUGGGAACUAGCCCAGUAAAUAUGUUUCCUCCUAAUGACUUUGGUUUGUACAACAUGGCGGGGAAUGUGUGGGAGUGGACUGAAGAUGCCUGGACUAAAGAGAAUCUAAAAGAAAAAGUGAAAAAAGGUGGAUCAUAUUUAUGUCACCGCUCCUACUGCUACCGGUACAGAUGUUCUGCACGUUCGCACAACACUGAGGAUAGCUCUUCAGGAAAUUUGGGUUUUAGGUGCGCCAAAACUCUAUAG